Messenger RNA from Ceratotherium simum simum (southern white rhinoceros), 1466 nucleotides. Lineage: Eukaryota; Metazoa; Chordata; Mammalia; Perissodactyla; Rhinocerotidae. The record is from RefSeq and is a predicted model, not a curated record.
CCCGCGCGCGGGCAGCUCACUUCCGCCCGGCAGGUGACAGCCGCGGGGCUCGAGCGGCCGGCCGCACGGGCGCACCGGGAGAGCAGGGGGAGGAGGCCGCGGACAUUUUCCUGCCGAGCCGCGCCGCGCUGUGGCGCCGGGAGCCGUGCGGACCUGCGGAGUCUGGCCACAGAUAAGAGACCAAAAUGACUGACUCAAAAUAUUUCACCACGACCAAGAAAGGGGAGAUCUUCGAGCUGAAGGCAGAGCUCAACAGUGACAAGAAGGAAAAGAAGAAGGAGGCAGUGAAGAAAGUGAUUGCGUCGAUGACCGUGGGCAAAGAUGUCAGUGCCCUCUUCCCCGACGUGGUGAACUGUAUGCAGACAGACAACCUGGAGCUGAAGAAGCUGGUGUACCUAUACUUGAUGAACUAUGCCAAGAGUCAGCCUGACAUGGCCAUCAUGGCCGUCAACACCUUUGUGAAGGACUGUGAGGACCCCAACCCCCUGAUCCGGGCCCUGGCUGUGCGGACCAUGGGCUGCAUCCGCGUUGACAAGAUCACAGAGUACCUGUGCGAGCCACUCCGGAAGUGCCUGAAGGACGAGGACCCAUAUGUGCGCAAAACAGCAGCCGUGUGCGUGGCCAAGCUCCACGAUAUCAACGCCCAGCUGGUGGAGGACCAGGGCUUCCUGGACACCCUUAAAGACCUCAUCUCUGACUCUAACCCCAUGGUGGUGGCAAAUGCAGUGGCUGCCCUCUCAGAGAUUGCUGAGUCUCACCCCAGUAGCAACCUGCUUGACCUGAACCCGCAGUCCAUUAACAAGCUGCUGACAGCCCUGAAUGAGUGCACCGAGUGGGGCCAGAUCUUCAUCCUGGACUGCCUGGCCAACUAUACACCCAAGGAUGACCGAGAGGCCCAGAGCAUCUGUGAGCGGGUCACCCCCAGGCUCUCCCAUGCCAACUCUGCUGUGGUGCUGUCUGCUGUGAAGGUGCUGAUGAAGUUCAUGGAGAUGUUGUCCAAGGACCUGGACUACUACGGCACACUGCUCAAGAAGCUGGCCCCACCCCUGGUCACACUGCUGUCCGCGGAGCCUGAGCUGCAGUACGUGGCCCUGCGCAACAUUAACCUCAUUGUGCAGAAAAGGCCUGAGAUCCUGAAGCACGAGAUGAAGGUCUUCUUCGUGAAGUACAAUGACCCCAUCUACGUGAAGCUGGAGAAGCUGGACAUCAUGAUCCGCCUGGCCUCCCAGGCCAAUAUUGCCCAGGUCUUGGCAGAGCUGAAAGAGUAUGCGACAGAGGUGGAUGUGGACUUUGUACGGAAGGCAGUGCGAGCCAUUGGGCGCUGUGCCAUCAAGGUGGAGCAAUCUGCAGAGCGCUGUGUGAGCACGCUGCUCGAUCUCAUCCAGACCAAGGUCAACUACGUGGUCCAGGAAGCCAUCGUGGUGAUCAAGGACAUCUUCCGCAAGUACCCCAAUAAACCAAAAUAA